Messenger RNA from Cotesia congregata, 3540 nucleotides. NCBI's taxonomy places the organism in Eukaryota, Metazoa, Arthropoda, Insecta, Hymenoptera, Braconidae. The record is from the annotation of a GenBank genome assembly.
AUGGAGGAAGAAAAGCUAAGAAAAAGAAAACAACGUGCAAAAAAAGAUGGAAAUAUAAAACAACUAGCAGAGAUAGUUAAAGAGCUUGGAGAUUUAUACUUUGAAUCAAAAAAAAUGGAUGAGGCUCUUGAAGAGUACGAGGAGCAAUUAAAAUUAUGUGAAAUAUUGAACGACCCACUGAACACAGCAGUCGCUCACAGAAUGAUCGGUGAAAUCCAUACUGAUUGCGGUAACUAUGAAGAGGCUUUAUCACAUUUGAGUAAGUACUUACAAGGUGUAAAAGAAACUAAAAAUUUAAUUGAACAGCAACGAGCUUACGCCACAUUGGGAAGGAUGUAUUUUUGUAUGAGCGAAGCUUGUGAAAAAACGGGAAGCGAACAGGAGCCUUUGGCAGCUGCUAAGAGAGCUUACAGCAAGAGUUUAAAACUGUGCGAUAAAUUGGAAGAAAAUAAGGACAUCAAGGAGGUGGAGGUGAUGAUGAUGCGCGCCAGGUUACUGUUAAAUUUAGGGUUGGUUUUAGAAGUCCAGAAGAAGCUUGAUGAAGCUAUCGAGUUAAUUGAAAAGGCAGCUCAGCUUUGUAACAAGCAUAAGUUGAAUGAAGAUCUUUAUAGAAUUCAUAUAGCCCUAGCUGCUGUUCAUGAGCGCCAAGAAAAUUAUGAUGAUGCCUUUAAUCUGUAUGACUUGGCAAUUAAAUUAGCUCAUGAGCCUGAAAAAAAAGCUUCUGCACGUAUCAGCCGCGCUGAGCUGCUGAUAAAAAUGGGUGAAUGGUCCGAAGCACGGCAAAUUCUUGUUUCACUUUAUGUUAAUAGAAAAAAAGUACCUUCAUUAAGUCCAACUAUAGAAAAGUUAUUAAGAAUAGUUGUAGUAAUUGACAAGUAUGAGCUUGAUCUCCGUGCAGAAGAAGACAACGAAAAACGGAUGACUUUAUAUGAAAAUUUGGGAGACGCAGCGUCUGCUGGAGGUUCUUAUGAAAAAGCUGUUGAAUUUUAUAAAGGCAUGCUGUUGUGUGCUGAAAAAAAACCUGGUGAUAAUCGAAGUAACGUAAGCGCUGCUUUGGUAAGUCUGGGACGAACGCUCAAAGAUGCUAAGCAGUUUGAAGAGGCGUGUAUUUAUGCUAGAUCAGAACUCAAACUUUGCGAUGAAAAUUAUAGAGAAGCCUGUCGAUCAGCCUUGUUCCUCGCAGAGCUGCUUAGUAGCAUCAAACACACGCCAAUCAUUGAGUCAGAGACACGGGAGGCUUAUCAAUUAGCGCUGACUAAUGCAUCUAAGUCAUCAGAUCAACGGCUGAAGCUCGCUGUUCUGGAAGAAACGCAAGCGUAUUAUAAUGAAAUUGGCUCUACUGAGGAAGCUUCAGAGAUGAAUGAUGAAAUAGAGACAUUAAGGGCAUCGAUAAUUGAUUAUGAGUCUCCAAUUAUUAGCGAGGGGGAAGAAAAUAAUGAUGUAGGGAAGGAUAUUGAUUUAGAUGAGUUGUCAGAUGUUGAAGCUGAGCUGCACAAGGAUGAUAAAUCAAAAGGGUCUCGUCGUUCUUCCAGACGUGGAUUUGUUAUCAAAAGAAAUGAAAAAGGAGAAACUAAACUUCAUGUUGCUUGUAUUAAUAAUAAUAUACAAGAAGUUGUUAAUCUUUUGGCAGCUGGACAUCCUGUUGAUGUCAGGGAUCAUAUGGGGUGGACUCCGCUUCACGAGGCUGCUAAUUAUGGUCACAUUGAAAUUGUUCAGCUAUUGAUAGAUCACGGUGCUAAUGUAAAUGACCCUGGUGGUCCAAAGUGUGGCAAUAUUACGCCACUUCACGAUGCUGCUUCUUGUGGGCAUUUUUCUGUGAUGAAUUUAUUGAUCAAACAUGGCGCGGAUAUUACUCUAAAGAGUAAAGAAGGUGAAUCGAUACUAGAUAUCUUUGAAACUUGGCGUAGCCGUUUGGAGGGUGAACGUAAAAAAGGUAAAGUUGACUGGACGGAUGCUGAUGAACAGGAGUAUCAAUUCAUUCGUGAUCGAUUGCGUCGUGUUUUACCAACAAAACCUACCAAGGCUAUUAACGAGCCCUUAAUUGACGAAGAUAUUUGUUCCCAAGCUACUGUAGACUUUAAAGAAGAUGAAUUUUGUAAAAAAUCUCCAAAAAAAAUUUCUGCUGGUGAGGAUUACCGGAGGACGAUUGAAAGCUUGAAGAAUCGGAAUUAUUUAAAUCAAUCGUAUGAGUCGGCUAGCUCUAAAACAGUUAACAGCAAAGUUACACCAUUGAUUGAUAGUGAGCAACAGCUGGUUGACGAUUGGCUUGAAGAUGAUUUAUCUGCACCUGCGACUUCCAGUAGUUUGAAACGAGCUAGCAGCUUUACCAAAAAUACUUCCCAAAUAAAUCAGUUGUCAAUACAGAAGUUCACAAACGAUGUAGAUAUUAUAAAAAAAUCUAACUUAAAUAUUGAAUCGAUAAAUUUCAAAAUAAUUAUCGAAAAUAUGACGAUUAAUUUAAAAUUGAAACGUCCAGAUGAAAGUAAUUAUUUGUACAAUAAUUUAAUAAACGAUAUUACGAAACAUAUUAAUCAAAAUACUGGUUGCAUUGCUAAAUUAAUUCUUACUACUGUUAAUGAUGAAGAAUUACAGCCUGAAAAUUUAUUGAAUUUAGUUUAUACUAAUCAAAAUGAUUUUAUUAAUUCAGAAAUAUUGCGUUUGAAAGGUGAAGAUGAAGAUAUUGAAAUGAUAGCAUUACUCAAGAGUCUUGAGUAUGAAAAAAAUCUUAAGGUACUAGAACUAUCAUCAUGCAGCUUGUUUGGUCACGGUGAAUUACUUAAUUAUACAUUGAAUCAAUUGAAACAACUACAAGAGUUACAUUUAUCUGGUUGUGAUAUUGACUCUGAAUGUAUUAAAAAAUUAGAUAGUCUUCCGUCACAAUUACGAAUUUUAAAUUUAAGUUGUAAUCCACUAAAUACUGAAUCACAAACUAAGCUGCGCGAUUUGAUUACAUCGCUAUACUGCUUGCAGGACUUGAAUUUACAUAAUUGUAAAUUGAAGGAGCUUGAAUUUAAUUCCACAAACACUAUUAGCGCGAACUUAGUUAGCUUAGAUUUAUCGUGGAAUAAAAUGUAUGAUAAUGAAGUUGAUUAUUUACUGCAAAGACAAUUAGUUAAUUUAAAUUUAUCUCAAACUACAAGAUUUCCUAUCGUAAAUAAUGAAAUAAAUUUAAUGGCUUACGCAACCUUAGAAAAUUUAGAGCUUGCUGGUUGUAAUUUAACAGACUCGGAUGUUAUUCAAUUACUGACCAAUUGUAGAAAUUUAUCUAAAAUCAUUUUAAAUAAUAAUUCUCAAGUAACGUCAAUUGCUUUAGAAUCUUUGCUGGCUUAUAAACCGACGCUCAGUUUAAUUGAUACAACCGGAUGUCAAAAAAUAGAUAAUUUUCCAAAUUAUAAUCUAGUAAUCGGUGAUCCAUCAGUUUGUACUCUAAAAACUAGUAUGACAUCGGAUGUUUGUGAUUCUUGGGAAAAAUUGUGGUACGGGCGUGCUAAACAAUUUAAAAUGCCUCAUGACAUAUUAAUUUUUAAAAUAAAUUUCUAA